AUGAAUGGGCCCAAUGGAGUCAAUGGACUCACCGGUAUGCAAGACACGACGGGAGUCAACAUCUUCUGGGACUACACGCCUAUGGAGACGUCGGACCUUUUGGAAAAGAUAAGAACAUACAAAUACUAUUUGCCGUUUGGAGACAGGCUUAAUGCAUCUUAUACCAUAUGGUUACACACUUUUGGAAUCCCACCGCCAGUGCCGAAGAGCCAACUGCGGCCUGCUUUGCCCGCGCCUGAGAACCAAUCUCCGUCCUUCGCCAAAUUCUUCUACCGAGAACACUUCGCGACGGCAAGGCGGACACAGACAGAGAUGAACGAGUUUCGAAAGGCGAACAACGUCACCGUCAGAGGACGAGCAGUUCCGACUCCCAUUCUACGACUGUACGAAGCCAACUUCCCAGAAUGCGUUGCCGAAGCCGCAUACGUGCUCGACUACGGUCCUCUCACCGCCCUGCAGUCGCAGUGCUGGCCCGUGGCACUCCACGGCAGGGACCUCCUCGCCAUCAUACACAGCCGAACCGAAGCCAGCGAGCAGGCCUACCUUCUUCCGGCCGUUGUCCACGUCAUGAACCAGCCAAAGCCAUCGACUGGCAAAGGUCCCGUUGUGCUCGUACUCAUUCCGACACGCGAGGGGGCGGAGAAAGUUCAACGGCUGGUUUCGGACUUGCAGAAGUACACCCAUGUUCAUUCGGUAUGCCUGUGCUCGGGUGAUUGGAAGGAAAGGCAGCUGAAGAGGCUUAAGAAGGCGAGUUACGGAAUUUGGAUCGCGACGCCUAGCCGUCUCCUCUCGUUCUUGGAGGACGGGAAGGUGAACAUUAGCAGCUGUACGCUUGUGGUGCUGGAUGAAGCUGACCGAAUGCUGGCGAUGGGCUUCGAGAAAACGCUUCGCGCCGUCGCGGCCCUCCUCCGACCAGAUCGCCAGACGCUCAUACUGGCCAACUCUGGAUCGAGAAAUGUUGGUGACCUUGCCGAUUACUUGCUCAAGGACUACGUCCAGGUUAGCAUCGGGCACAGUAAGCUCGUAGAGAACCAGCGGAUCGAGCAGACAGUCAUUGUCUACGAAAAAGCACGGAAACUGGACCGGCUCGUUGUCUUGUUAGAGGAUAUCCUCAGGGAGAAAGAGGACAAGGUCAUCAUUUUUGUCGAGACUAGGUUGAGGGCGGAUGAGACCGUGCUCGAGUUAAGGCUCCGCGACUGGUCCGCCGUCGGCAUCCACGGCGGGAAGACGAGGGACGAGCGACGGUGGGCGCUGGACGUGUUCAAGUCGGACUCUUUGAACAUUCUGGUGGUGACCGACGUUGCAUCUCAGCUGCUGGACGUUGACCGCGUGCGCUUCGUCGUCCACUACGACCGACCGGCGAGCUCGGACAUCUAUGUGAACCGCGUGAACUACGCGUCGCUCUGCGACGGAUCAGGAACGGCGUACGCCUUCCUAGAUCCGGACGACGCGCGUCACGCAAAGGAGCUCGUCUGCCACCUUCAAGACGUCGGCCAGGAGGUUCACCCCCGACUUUUUGAAAUCGCCGAGAGUGCAUCGCGUUGUGACAGACGCAAAACUGCACGCUUCUCCAAGUGA
This is a messenger RNA of Rhipicephalus sanguineus (brown dog tick), 1578 nucleotides long. RefSeq names its product probable ATP-dependent RNA helicase DDX5. Gene Ontology annotation, cellular component: nucleus; cytoplasm; ribonucleoprotein complex. Gene Ontology annotation, molecular function: RNA binding; ATP binding; RNA helicase activity. The transcript has a single exon. NCBI's taxonomy places the organism in Eukaryota, Metazoa, Arthropoda, Arachnida, Ixodida, Ixodidae. The record is from RefSeq and is a predicted model, not a curated record. Bases 1 to 1578 code for a protein of 525 amino acids.